CUUGGUUACAUAUAUAGGGAUCAAACCGAUUGCCCACAGACGACGGAUUAUAUUGUAAAAGAUUGUUUUUCUAAGGGAAAUUGUCGCAUCAUGAGUGACGAAAAAAAGGAGAUCGAGGAUGAGGUCCCAUGCUUCUGUUCUCAGAGAUGGCUUCUGUCAUAUACCGCCUUUCUGGGGUUUUGUUGUGUGUACGCGGUCCGUGUAAACUUUAGUGUGGCUAUCGUUUGUAUGGUGAAGACGUCGGACGUCGUCGAUAAUGGAACUGGCCAAGCAAACCUUUCAGAUGCUGGCACCUGUGUUGCAGAAGCGGCAAACGCCCAUAACUAUGAUCACGCUGAGUUUGACUGGGAUAAAAACACACGUUCGACAAUGCUGGCCUCUUUUUUCUAUGGAUACAUUUGUACUCAGAUCAUCGGUGGCUGGCUUUCAGACAGGUUUGGCGGGAAACGUGUGCUAGGGUACACCACGCUGAUUGCCUCUAUUUGUACACUCCUCACGCCAGUGUGUGCACGGGCCUCGGUUCCGCUUGUCUACGUCCUGCGAGUUAUUCUUGGUUUAUCUACAGGCGUAUCCUUCCCUGCCAUGCAGUCGAUUUGGGGCCGAUGGGCGCCGCCUUUUGAACGCAGUAAACUUGUUUCUGUGUCAUAUUUAGGGACUAUGUUUGGAAAUAUCGCCACCUUUGCUUCAUCGGGUAUUUUGUGUGACUACGGAUUCGACAAUGGAUGGGGUUCAAUCUUCUACAUAACUGGUGGUCUUUCCUUUUUCUGGGUCUUACUGUGGUUUUACGUUGCAUCCGAUUCACCACAGGAACACAAGCGGAUUACCGGUGCGGAACGAGAGUACAUCACGUCUCAGAUUGAAUACGACACCACUAACAGGACGGCUCGAGUGCCCUGGAAGGAUGUCUUUAAGUCACGUGCAUUGUGGGCAUGUCUUACCGCCCACGUAUGCAACAACUGGACCAAUUAUACUCUUCUCACCAGCCUGCCGGCCUUUAUGAAAGCAGUUUUGCAUUUUGACAUAAAACAAAACGGUGCAUUGUCAGCUGUCCCUUAUUUGUGUCAGGCUUUAUCUGGGUUUGUAGCUGGACAGUCCGCUGAUUUCCUUAGAUCUCGGAAAAUCCUGUCGACGACAGCCACAAGGCGGAUGUACCAGGUGUCAGCAUUCCUGGGAGCAGGUGUAUUUUCCGUUGCAACUGGCUUCUCCACAUGUGAGAAUCGAGAUAUGGCCGUGAUUUUCCUAUCUCUCGCCGUCAUGUUUACAGGGCUGUCCAGGGCAGCAUACGUUGUCAACCAUGUUGACUUUGCACCAAAAUAUGCUGGCGUACUUUACGGAAUAACUAACACAGCAGCAACUAUACCGGGCAUGGUGGCACCGAUCGUAGCCGGGGCGCUCACACCAAACGACACCCCAGAGGAAUGGCGGAACGUUUUUUACGUGUGUGCCGCCUUUGACCUGUUCGGUGCAUUGGUAUUUGGGAUGUUUGGUUCUGGUGAACUAGAACCUUGGGCUCGGGAUGAUGAUUACGAUAAACAAAUUGACGCUGUAAUCAGCACAAAUAUUGAUGUUGAGAAGGUCCUAGAAGCGGGAAACAAAACUAACGACGAAAAUGCCGAAAUGGAGAAUGGAUUCAUAGAUGGGUUAGAUGAGAAUACUAAGAAAACUGACUCCUUGGGACACAGGGGAGAUAAAUCUGUACCAGAAUCUAGCCCUGCCUUGAUAAACGAUGUAUCACCGAAUCAACAGAUUGACAUAGAUGAUCCGAAGCCAAAAGGAGAAGAUGACUUCGAUAUUAGUGACACAGCUGACUCCGUAAACCAUACAUUGUCUGAAAUAAUUCUUUGUGGUACAACUAUACUAUUAGAUACUCUGAUUGAUGAGCAAUGGAAACGAGAACAAACAUAACAGUUAUAUAAAUUACCGGGAUGAACUUAGAUUUAGAUUAAUCUUAUUUCAAUAACAUGUUCGCUGUACAUAUUAUAUGAUAUAUACAUAUAAAGAUGUCGAUUUGUGACUAAUAAAUACUAAACUUGUACUCUCGAAAAUAAAAUCAUUGAUUACA
Pecten maximus is the source of this 2062-nucleotide messenger RNA. Its product is annotated as sialin-like. Gene Ontology annotation, biological process: transmembrane transport; monoatomic anion transport. NCBI's taxonomy places the organism in Eukaryota, Metazoa, Mollusca, Bivalvia, Pectinida, Pectinidae. Bases 91 to 1905 code for a protein of 604 amino acids. The transcript is spliced from 11 exons. Gene Ontology annotation, molecular function: transmembrane transporter activity. The record is from RefSeq and is a predicted model, not a curated record.